AGGGCGGUGCGCUCCCGGCUCCGCCGCAGGCUGCGCGCCCCUCCCGCCCCGGCCCCGGCCCGAGCCAUCGCUGCCGUAGUUGCUGCCGCCGCCGCCGCCAGGCCGCGCCCCGCCCCUCGCCGCCGCCGCUCCCGGGGAGGCUGCGCUCGAGCUGCGGCGCCGGCUGCAGCCGCCUGGGCCCCGGGCCCGGCUCCUCCCGCGCCGCCCGGGCGAUGAGAAGCUGCUUCUGCGUGAGACGGAGCCGGGACCCGCCGCCGCCGCAGCCGCCGCCGCCCCAGCGGGGAACAGACCAAGCAACCAUGCCUGAAGUCAAAGAACUCUCAGAAGCCUUGCCAGAGACACCAAUGGACCCCAUCACGGGAGUCGGAGUAGUGGCUUCCCGGAACCGCGCCCCGACGGGCUAUGAUGUGGUUGCACAGACAGCAGAUGGUGUGGAUGCUGACCUCUGGAAGGACGGCUUAUUCAAGUCCAAGGUUACCAGAUACCUGUGUUUCACGAGAUCAUUUUCCAAAGAAAAUAGUCACUUGGGGAAUGUGCUGGUGGACAUGAAGCUCAUCGAUGUCAAGGACACAUUGCCUGUGGGUUUCAUCCCUAUCCAGGAGACGGUGGACACACAGGAGGUGGCCUUCAGGAAGAAGAGGCUAUGCAUUAAAUUUAUUCCUCGAGAUUCAACCGAAGCUGCCAUCUGUGACAUCCGCAUCAUGGGCCGGACCAAGCAGGCACCUCCCCAGUAUACAUUUAUUGGGGAACUGAACAGCAUGGGCAUCUGGUAUCGCAUGGGCAGAGUGCCAAGAAACCACGACUCGUCUCAACCCACCACACCCUCACAGUCAUCAGCCGCUUCCACCCCAGCCCCAAACCUUCCCAGGCACAUCUCACUAACACUGCCAGCUACCUUCCGAGGCAGAAACAACACCAGUGCCGACUAUGAGUACCAGCUCUCCAAUCUGUAUGCCAUUUCAGCAAUGGAUGGUGUGCCUUUUAUGAUUUCAGAGAAGUUUUCCUGCAUCCCAGAAAGUAUGCAGCCUUUUGAUCUCUUGGGAAUCACCAUCAAGUCCCUGGCAGAAAUUGAAAAGGAGUAUGAGUACAGUUUCCGCACAGAGCAGAGCGCAGCAGCACGGCUCCCACCCAGCCCCACACGGUGCCAGCAGAUCCCCCAGUCCUGAGGAGCCCACAGCCUCCUGGGGGAGAAGACGUCUCCUACCCGGUGCCCAGACUACUGAUGGGGUGGCUGGGGUGAGAGCUACUCCCUCUCCCACCUACCCAUUCUGCUUGACCUCCCCACUGACCAAGAGACUCGGGGCAGCUGUGUGAGCAUAUAUGGUCAUCAGCUUGCCUGACGAAGACUCCUGCCUCCCUGGGAACGUUGUUCAUAAUUGUGACUAAUGUAUGUGCUGUUAGUGACCAGAGGCUCCUAGCACACCUGUGUGAUGACCACUUAUCCCACAAAGAAAGAAAACCCCUUCCCUGCCUGGAGUCACCCAUGAGGUCCUGGGCAUAUGCUCCAAAAGCCCAGUGAUGCCCCCUGGCUCCCUCCAGCACCCACUCUAAGAAUCCCACAAAGCCACUGUCCCUCCUGGAAGACUCCAGGGCUGACUGCUUCACACAAGACCCUGAAGAUGUACUCAUCAUCUCUGACCCAGGCUACCGGGAACAAGUUCCCCUGCUCAACAAGCUCAAGUGGCCCAUGCAUUUCAUGAUGAAAACGGGACUCUGCUUCACCCCAGACAACUGUGGACUCUUCCCCCAAUGCACACACUGGAUGUCCAGAGCACACAGAAGGGAACCCGCUUUCUGUGGAGGUGACUGGGUGCCUACCUGAAUGGAGAUUUGGCUGCUAGGGUGCUGUGCCUGGCCACAGCUCCACUCCCCACAAAGGGCUCAUUAAUGGAGCUUACACCUGCCAGCAACAACUCCAUAUGCCCGGUGCCCUGACCUGGUGGCAACAGACACAGAGCAUGCUCUGAGAGGCGUGGUGCCCAGCCCUGCCUGCAGGGACAUUGUACAAGGGCACCAACUCUCAGCCAGGCCCACCAACAGUCUAGAAGGCACCUCCUACCAGUGAUCUGCUGUUUUGAGAAGUUCCUCUGUCCUGGGCCUAUGAAUUUGGGCUAGAACAUUUCACAGGUGUCCAUCUGAGGUGCCAAGUUCAACUCCACAUCUGUGGCCAUGAAAACAGUGGUCACUGCUGUCCCAGCUCUCAGCCUCACCAUGACAUGCUGCUUUGCCAUAUUGGCUAUUAGGGUUUGUCUGGCAUUGGUCCCGAGUGUCUGUGGAUGUGACGGUGUGCACAGUGGCCAGUGGCCAUAGGCAACUACAUGCCAGCUGUACGAACCUCUCCAGUUACAGCUCCAGAGACAGCCACGGGCAGCUGAGUGGACAGGGUGCAGAAGGGCCAGGAGCAAGAACCAGCCAACAAGAUGGCAUGAGUCAGGGCAGGGCCAAAAAUACCUCACCAACCUCCAUCAGCCCCUCAGCUCCAGCUCCUCGGGCCCUUUGUGGUCCACCCCCGUCCUGAUGGUACUUCAUUUUUAUGUGUCUCGAAUGGUCAUCUCACCUCCUUGUCUCAGAUUUGAGCAUACCCUCUGGGGUACCCAUCAACCCCCUGCCUCUGGGCCCUACAGCCUCCAGGCAGCACAGGCUGUGAAAGGUGGUUAGCUCAUCUGCCGGUGCCCCAGAGUCCUGUGGGGUCAAAACCUAGUGCCAAGCUGGUGCUCAACAGAGCUGAUGAACUGUGCCGCAGACAGCUCCACAAGUGUCUACUGCUGCUGGGGUAACGCCUGUGUGACCUGGGGCCCAACAGAGGGGGCAACCACUCAGUCUGAGUUAAAUGGAAAGGUUGGGGAACAAAGCUCCAGGGUUUCCCGGCCUCUUAAGCUUGUGCACAUUGUCUUACCACCCCCUAGUUUUGAAAUUGUCCUCACCAGGUGAUGCCAGGUGGCCCUCCCCACUUCCUUUGAUGGAGAAUGUGGCUUCCCUGCAGCUUUUACAGGCCCUGGAAGUUCAAAGAUUAAAAUGGUGGACCCUUUGUCAGUGGUCAAAAAGGCCAAGUGAAGAGGUCCCUGGAGAAAGGACGAGGGCUCGGCAGCCCACUCAUACACCCCACGGGACCCAGCCACAGGACCCAGCCAUGGGGAAGAGGACAAAUGCGUGCUCUGAGCUGGAGCAAUCUCGGGACAUUGCAGAUGUAGUUUCAGAAUAACCUUGACUGUGAAUGUUGUAGCAUCAACAGCUUCUAGCUUUUGAAGUGUUGAGGACAACUUGGUGUCUGUGGUAGGUUUUAGGUUGCACCCAAUCCCUGGUUUCUUGUCUUCUGGCGGAGGUACUGGUGGUGUGCACUUGGCACAGGCCCAGACCUGGGAGGUGGGGCUGCGGCUCACAGCACCGAGUGGCCUUUUGUGUAUGGUGUGGAACACUUUUCUGCACCACACCCUAGCCGCUGUGAGAUGAGCACACAGAGUUGUUGGGAGACACGAAGAGCUGCAGCCUCUGCCUUGGGUCUCCCCCCUCCCCACCAGCAUGUCCCAUGACUGCCGCUGUCCCUGCCAAGCACACACGUCUCCCUUGAAAAAGCUAAUCAGAGCACAGCACCCUACCCUACGGUCCCCCACACUGAAAAGUUGCUUCCUUCCUAAGGGCCUUGGAAAUGGCACACAGGUGAUAGGCAGGGAGAGGUGGGCUCCAGGCUCACUUGCAAAAUUAUAAGGCCAAGUUGAAGAAUCUGUGUCAACCCCACUCGCCUCGGGAAAAGGACAGGUUAGAGCCGUCAGUGUUCUUGCUGGUGGUCAGUGCCAUGUGGCCAUUCUGCAGGAAGAAGCUGAAGCCCCUCAGUCAGAAGGACAAAGGGGACUGAGAUAUGAGCACACCCUCUUCCUUCACUGGGCACUAGACUUAGCAGUCUUAAGCACAUUUCCUGUCACCCCCAAACAAGUCCAGCAUUGGGUGCUCUUUGUCUCUGUCACAUGAAGAGUCUGAAGCAUGUCUGUAAGUUUGGCAGAGUCAGAACCUGACCCCAAAGCCCCUGGGCCAACCAUCUGGCCUUUGUGCCCAACCCUGUGAUGGGCUUUGUUUUGCUAUGGAGUCACCACACCAUGGCAGUGGGUUCUGGACAUGGGUCAGACUGAGACCUGUCCUGCACCCAUGACCCCAGGGACCACAGCCUGUGAGCACCCUCUCGCUGCAUUCAUAGCAAAGGGACUUGGUGUGCAUCGAGCCUUGAAGUGCUGAACUCACAAAAUUUGUUUGCAUCCUUUGACCCCCAGAGCCCAAUGAAGAAGCUAGGCCCUCAUUCCUGUACCCAGCUCCCUCUAGGAGGCACAGCACAUCAGGGCGGCCCACCUUUCUUCCCCUGCUCCAGGUGUAAACCGCUGAGCAGCUGCAGCCAUCAGCACCCAUCCAGGCUUUGUCUCCCUUUAAAGGCUCAUGAGCUGCUGGGCCACUAUGUGGCUCUGGGACAAGGACCUUAGGCACAGCUGCCUUCCUGUGUAUUUAUUCAAGGUGACUUCUUGGCAAAGGGAGGUUUCACUGUGUGAUUGUAUUCUUAAUAUAAUUUGUUAAAUAAAUGUUUGUUUUAACCUCUU
Messenger RNA from Phodopus roborovskii (desert hamster), 4580 nucleotides. It is a transcript of the gene Mvb12b, whose product is annotated as multivesicular body subunit 12B. Gene Ontology annotation, biological process: virus maturation; regulation of epidermal growth factor receptor signaling pathway; viral budding. Gene Ontology annotation, cellular component: late endosome; ESCRT I complex. NCBI's taxonomy places the organism in Eukaryota, Metazoa, Chordata, Mammalia, Rodentia, Cricetidae. The transcript has 10 exons. The coding region runs from base 213 to 1166 and encodes 317 amino acids. The record is from RefSeq and is a predicted model, not a curated record.